AUGGACAACAAUCAAGGAGGUCAUCAAGCAACCGCCGACAAACGUGGGAUCGAGAUCAUGAAGCAGAUGUUAUUGCCUUGCAUGUCUGAAGAUCUGAAGGCAGUGCCGAAACUAUUAAAAGAAUCAGCAGGCCAAAGCAGCUGUUGCAUCUUCAGUGUCCCUCAUCCACUUGCUGGAGGAAACACCGAGCCGUGCCAGCCUCGCGUCAUCUCUAUUGGCCCGUACCACCAUGGGAAUCCACAAUUGCAGAUGCUUGAGGAGCACAAGUGGAGAUACCUCCGCGCUACGCUGCACCAAAUCCAUCCGCACGGUAUCGGUCUCGAGGACCUCAUCGAUGUGGUGGCGCCCAAAGAGGAAAUGAUCCGGCAAUGCUACUCGAAGAGCACCGACAGUUUCAGCGGACCUGAUCUUGUGAAAAUGAUGGUUCUUGAUGGAUGCUUCAUCAUCGAGCUCCUCCUUCGAAGAGAGAGAUCCGCGUCUGAUCCCGACGAUCCCCUAUUAAGAAAUUCAUACGUGUUCGCUUCUCUUGUGCGGGACCUUCUACGGCUUGAGAACCAGGUCCCAUAUUUUGUUCUCGAGGAUUUGAUGGAAAUCACUAGUGUUCCAAAAGAAGUCUUGGCCGAUCUUGCCCUCAAUUUCUUCAAAGACGUCCUGAAAAUACACGAUAGUCGCUCAGCGAGACCUAUCGAUCCAAAAGCAGUGCAUUUACUUGAUUUAAUUCGUCUAAGCUUAAUUCCUUGGGAUCAACAAAGCAGGAGCUCAUCUCAUACAUCGGUCCGAUCUGGUUCCAAGGGUUUUGAAAUCAUCGGAUCUGCUUCCAAUUACCGUAGACUGGGAAUUAGAUUGUGGCCAACAAGAGCCAGCAGCACCUUCCUGGACAUCAAAUUUAAUUCUCAAAGCCAAUGCUUUAAGAUUCCGACACUAACAGUCGAUGAUACUUUCAUUUGCAUCCUCCUCAAUAUGGUUGCUUUUGAACAGUGUCAUGGCCAAUGCAACAAGCAUGUAACCGCCUAUGCCAUGUUCAUGAGACAGCUCAUUCAAACAGAAGAGGAUGCACAACUUUUGUGUCACAGUGGAGUCAUUCAGGAUUUCCAUGGGCGCAAGAAGGAUGUUGCACGCUUCUUCCGUGAGAUCUGUCAGGAUGCUUCAUGCGAUAUCCAGGGGACCUAUCUAGCGUCGAUUCAACUCCGCGAUUGGUAUACCCCGUUUCGUAUUUGGAAAGCAGUCCUGAAAGAAGUAUAUUUUUCCAACCCAGAGGUGUCUAUUUCGGUGAUAACUCUUUUAGUGACGCUUACAGGCGUGAUUCAAACAGUGUACGCUCUGUUGCAAUACUAUCAGCCCAAGUAG
This is a messenger RNA of Syzygium oleosum, 1347 nucleotides long. RefSeq names its product UPF0481 protein At3g47200-like. Lineage: Eukaryota; Viridiplantae; Streptophyta; Magnoliopsida; Myrtales; Myrtaceae. The record is from RefSeq and is a predicted model, not a curated record. Bases 1 to 1347 code for a protein of 448 amino acids. The transcript is spliced from 2 exons.